This is a messenger RNA of Sphaerulina musiva SO2202, 1776 nucleotides long. RefSeq names its product kinase-like protein. Bases 1 to 1776 code for a protein of 591 amino acids. Gene Ontology annotation, biological process: protein phosphorylation. The transcript has 3 exons. Lineage: Eukaryota; Fungi; Ascomycota; Dothideomycetes; Mycosphaerellales; Mycosphaerellaceae. The record is from RefSeq and is a predicted model, not a curated record. Gene Ontology annotation, molecular function: protein kinase activity; ATP binding.
AUGUCUGGUUCAUCAUUUGAAGAACUCUUUGGCUCAUUUACCAUCGUCGACCCCGCAACGCCCAAAGUGCCCAGAGCAACUUCCGGUGCCGGUGUCGCCACAGCAGCAGCGACUGAUGACCCGAGGGUCCUCGAAACCCAUUUUAUUGCUUUUGGCACCGACCAGGAGUCCUUCGACAGCGAAGAACAGCAAGAGACGCAAUUUCACGCUCUCAAGAUCGAUUUUAGAAAAUUCGAAUUAGCACAACAAAAAGAGAUAGUCACUCAGAUCCUCAAAAUCAACUCCCGAACCGAGAUCCUCGUCUCGCAACAAAAAAGCAUCGACGAAGCUCUCAAGAACUUCAAAGAUCCGCGUCCCAUCUGGCGAGACGUUGCCCGAAGUUGCACAUCCAUCCUCACGGUCCUCACCGCUCUCCAAAACAGAUACACCUCCUCCUCCCCCACUUCCCCCUCCGUCUUCGCCCAAGUCCUCAACAAUCGCAUAAGACACAUCGAAUCCGUCCAACAGACCGCAAAUGUCGCCAAACAACGCAACCCCACCAACGCCGCCGGCGGAUCAGACAUGUUUGACGAAUUACUCUUCGCCAUGGCCAAAGAGCAAAAUUCCCAACGCGUCUGGAAAGUCGAUGUGGGACGUGUCCAGCGAGCGGAAAUUGCGAGGAGAAAUCGUGCCAAAAAGGCGGGAAUAAAGCCGAUUCGUGGCAAGUUUUCUGCUUUGCCGGAUAUGUGGCAUGCGUUGGAUGUUAUGGGGGGUGGAAUGGGGAAAAUUACGGUCUAUGGGAAGGAGGAUGGGAGAGGGAGGAUUGUGGAUCGGGUGGUGGUGAAGGAUACGACUUCGAUUGGAUUUGAUGAGGAGGAGAAUUGGUAUGGAAAGGGGACAGAAAAAGUACCAAUCGAGUUCUGGGUCCACAAGAAGCUGGCAGAUACAAAGUGUCCUCAUUUUCUAGGAUUGGCGUCCGACGAAGUCCAAGUGGACGACGCAAUUGCAACCUUUCGCAUGUUCCUGGAAUAUGCGAGUCAAGGCGAUCUUAACGAGCUCCUGGGACGACACUUGGAAGCCGGUGAACUCCUUCCCGAAGCAUUCAUCCUCUAUGUAUUCCGGGCGUUGAUCGAAACCUGCUUGAUCAUGCAGCGCGGCAAAGCAGGCCGAGUCCUAGACAAGUCCUGGGAGCAGAUUGUCCAUCGCGAUUUGAAGCUGGACAAUGUAUUUCUGGGAGAGAAUUCCAUCACCUCCUUUCCCGCCUACCCUCAAGUCAAACUAGCAGACUUUGGCAUCGCCAUCGUAACGGCUCCCGACGACCCUGCCAAUCCUUCAUUGUACAAUCGACAAACAGGAACGCCAGGCUAUCUUCCCCCGGAACAGUGCGCAUUUUCCCACCCUGAGACAGGAGAAGCCAUAGACGAUUUCAAACUGCUUUCGCCGUGUAAUGUAUGGGGCAUAGGAGCCAUCAUCCUCUGUCUGCUCCGAAACAAAAAAAUCUUGAGCACCGAGCAACCAACUUACCUACCAGGCGGCACAUGGUUUUACGAAUGCGACGAAACCGCCCGAAAGACGUAUUCGAAAGAACUCUGUAGCACAGUCGAUCGCUGUCUCGCAUACGACCCCGUGCAUCGUCCCACGCUCGAGCAGCUGGAGAAGUGGAUUUUGGAUGCUAUCGUUGCGGAUCCAUGGUUGGCCAAACAGGCGGAUAUCAGGUCCAUUGGGAAAGGCCCAAUGCCUUACGAGAAUCGCAUCCUUGAGAAGACUCACAAGCAUUAUGUUGGAAUGGCGAUGUAA